AACAUCAUCAAUUAUUAGGACAUGAUGACUAAAAGGAAACUCAUGUUCCUGUCUGAUUCUCUGAUCAAAACGUGUGUGUACCUUAUCCAAUAAAAAAAUGCCACUUGCGAUCUCUCUCCCAACCUCAUCUACUUCUCGUUUCUUCCCUCGCCAUGCAAAUCUCCGAUACCGACGCUUCACCGGAGCUCGAUCUUCCGCGGAAUCAAAGAAUCAGACGGGCGUCAUCAUAAUCGGCGCCGGACUCGCUGGUUUAGCCGCCGCGACUCGUCUCACCACCGAACGAAUCCCUUUCCUACUCCUAGAAGCUUCCGAUGGCGUCGGCGGACGCGUCCGCACAGACAUAGUCGACGGCUUCUUCCUCGACAGAGGAUUUCAGAUCUUCAUCACUGCGUAUCCCGAAGCUAAGAAGCUUCUAGAUUACGAAGCGCUUGACCUGCAGAGAUUCUACGCCGGAGCUAAAGUCUUCUACGGCGGAAAAUUUCACACCGUAGCUGAUCCUCUCCGACAUUUAUCGGACUCGGUGGCUUCUCUCACGAACCCGAUCGGAACCGUCGUGGACAAAGCUCUUAUCGCUGUGACGAGAGCUAGAGUUCUGAUCAAGUCAGACGAAGAGAUAUUAACCGGAGAUAACGAGGUUUCGACCGUUGAUCUCCUCCGGAAGAUCGGUUUCUCCGACGAGAUAUUGGAUCGGUUUUUCCGACCAUUCUUCGGCGGAGUUUUCUUCGAUAGAGAACUCGAGACGACAUCGAAGCUCUUCGAUUUCGUUUUCCGGUGUCUUGCUCUCGGAGAAAACACACUACCGGCCAUGGGGAUCGGAGAAAUCCCUAACCAGCUUGCCAAGAAAUUACCCGCGAAUUCCGUCGUGUUGAACACACGGGUCGCUUCGGUUCAGUAUCCAAACGGGUCGGAUUCGGGUUCGGGUCCACCUAUCGUAAGGCUUCAAGACGGAGGCGUUUUGGAGGCGGAGCUAGGUGUGAUAAUCGCCGUCGAGCAACCUCAAGUGGAUAAGCUUCUCAAUGGGAUCAGAGAACCGGUUAAGACUAAACCGGCUCGGAGCACCGUUUGUCUUUACUUCACAGCUGAAGCGGAUCAGAUACCGGUGCAAGAUCCGGUUCUGUUUCUCAACGGGUCAAACACCGGAAUAGUCAACAACAUGUUCUUCGCUACAAACGUUGCUCGGACAUACGCGCCGCCGGGAAAAGCUCUGGUUUCGGUGUCUUUGAUCGGGUUGUUUGAGGAUAGAUCCGAUGAUGAUUUAGCAGCAGAGGUUAUUCGAGAGCUCUCUUGUUGGUUCGGUGAGUCUUUGGUUAUGUCGUGGAGACAUUUGAAAACGUACCGGAUCCAAUUCGCUCAACCGAACCAAUGCCCACCUACCGAUUUGAUGAAAAGUCCUCGGGUCGGGUCGGGUCUUUACUUGUGCGGUGAUUACAUGACAUCUGCUACGUUUGAUGGGGCUUUGGUUUCUGGGAAUCGAGCCGUUGAAGUUUUGUUACGAGAAAAGGGUCUAAUCAAAUAGAAUCUAUGUUUACUCACUGUAUUUAAGUUUGUUUUUCAACAUUGUUUUCUUUCUCAAGUUUAGUAGUGAUGAAGAGAAAUAUCAACAAAACAACAAUAAUUAUAAA
Molecule: messenger RNA, 1622 nt
Organism: Eutrema salsugineum
Lineage: Eukaryota; Viridiplantae; Streptophyta; Magnoliopsida; Brassicales; Brassicaceae
Product: 15-cis-phytoene desaturase, chloroplastic/chromoplastic
Exons: 1
Coding region: 98-1516 (472 amino acids)
Molecular function (GO): oxidoreductase activity
Source: RefSeq, a predicted model, not a curated record